CCCACAACAACACAACAGAGUUUAUGUUGUGUUGUUAUCUGUUGGAGCAAAGCAAAGCAAAGAAAAAAAGGGGGAAAUUGAACGCAAGAGAAAAAUUCAUUAGCGCAAAUAACAAAGAAACCCGAAAGCUAUUAAGCGAUUAAACAAAAAUUAUUUUAAAAACAGUUGCUAUAGAACAAAAGCAAAGAGUGUACAAGUUAAUAAUGUAGAUGAUACAAAAAUUUGUGCAUUUGUCGAUAGAGAGAAGUGUGCGUGUGAACAAGUCAGUGGUGGCUAAAAAAACAAAAUCAAUAAAUAUUUACCCUAGGCCUAUGACCCAUUAGUUUCCAAUAAAAAGUGUUUUCGAGAAGGAAAGUCAAGAAACUUUCUUAAUUCGAUAGUUCAAGUGAUUUUUUUUAUUAAUAUUUAUGAGCUAAAUAUACAUAAAUAUCAAUUGUUAAGAAACGUACGCACAUACACACAUUCAUAUGUAUUUAUUUACAAAUGAAAGCUUCACUUGUUGGGAUUAGCUGAAACUUUGCAGAGCAACACGCCACCGAUAUCAGCAAAAAGGCAACAACAAAAUCAUCAUAUAGAUCUUUGUCUCUUGAUGGUGGUGAUGCACAUGAGAACUGAGGAGACCGCCUUUCACAGUUCGAAGGCAGCAUUCUGACAGAUCUGAUCAUUAUUCCACUGCGUGUCACAGAGCUGACGAGGCCACACUGGCUCUGCAUAACUUACUACAGAACCGUCAAUUGCUUUGUACGUGGUCAACAAAGUUUCUUUGUCAGCACCCAAAAGGCUGCAGACGAAUUUAGCUUAACCUUGGCUUUACCAUGACCGUCCAAAGCAAAUUGGCAACAACACUAUGUACCUGCAAAGACUUCCAGCAUCCAUGGACCGACAGUUGUGUGAAUGCAACCGCCGGUCUAUUGCUAUCAGCCACACCAUAUUGCCUUAGGGUCUAUUCCAUGGUUUAUGUGCUUUCCCUGGUAAUGCGUCACAAAAUUCCCACUUUAGAUGAUCUUCGCAAAACCGUGCAGGGUAUUUUGCAAUCUACCGCGUUUUUGGUGACCAACAGUUAUGGAUUCAUAAUGUUCAAUUGCCUUCUGCGUUAUUUGAUGGGCCACUAUACAGUAUACACUGCGGCAUUUUUACCCACAUUUUUGGCCAGUCUUAUGGCCAUUGUUGUAGAAAGACCCCAAAGAAGACCUUUGCUGGCUUUAUAUGUGGCCAAUGUGGCAACGGAAUCGUUAUGGAAUAUGGCUGUGGCUCGCGGCUGGGCCAAAUCUAUACCGAAUGGACAGGUUUUAAUUUUUGGUGCUAGUAUUUCCACACUACUGUAUCUGUACAGGCUGGGAUUGCAUAAAACAACAUGUAAAGAUUCUCUCUUCGGUAUUCUACGCAUAUUUGUGGGUAAAACCGAAGAAGGAGAUGCCAAAGGCAAGGAAGUUAAAUUUGACGACUCAGUACCUGCUACAUCAACUGCUCAAAGAACAUCUCGUCCACCUGUGAGCUUAUCCACCAUUAAUGGUUGGGUGCAAUUAUAUUCACGUUUCAUUGGUACGCUGAAAGGCAAGCAUGAGAGCUGUACGCACAAAUGCGGCUGUCUCAGUUAUGCCGUAAUGGGUGGCUUGAAACCCUUGCUGGGAGGUAUUGGCAUUCAGGUGGCUUUGAAACUUGUGAUGAAUUUCAAGAAAGUUAUACAAAAUAAGUUGGAUUGGAAGCAGACGAUUUUAAAUAAGAAAACAUUGAACUUGGGCUUAUUCUUGGGUUCAUUUUCCUUCCUUUACAAGUCAGUUUCAUGUGGCCUUAGACACAGCUUUAACCGUGAUGAUCCUCGAUUUGCCAUACCCGCUGGAUUGAUUGGCAGUUUGAGCUUCUUUUACUAUCCCGAUACAACAGUGGCAUUGUAUGUCAUGUGGAAAACUUUACAAAUUGUUUACAAUUUGGGCAUUAAGGAAAAGAAAGUGCCUGAGGUACCUGGCUUCACCAUACUCCUUUAUGCCUUUUGCACAGCGGUAUUAUUCCAUUCGGGUAUCAUGGAAGCAAAAACACUUAGGCCCAGUUAUUACAGAUUCCUACAAGCCAUUUCUGGACAAAGAUUAAAUAAAUUCAAUUUGGUGCCCAUGGAUGCCUUUGGCUUAAACACAUUUGCCCAGACCGAAGAAGUAUUGAAGGCCUAUAAAUUAACCGAUAGAACUUCGUUGCCACAAUGCUCCUUGGCUAGUUGGUAAUAGCAGUAGACCCAAAGAAACACAAAAGUUCCAACUUGUAAAUAACACAACGUAAUGUAAUCCUAUCAGAAAAAAACAUGCAUCCAUACCAUAUGCAUUCUUCAUUUACUAACACUUGAGAGUUUUCAAGAAAAACACAAAUCGUCAAUUUCUUCUCGAAGAAAUUUUCCAA
This is a messenger RNA of Stomoxys calcitrans (stable fly), 2388 nucleotides long. Its product is annotated as transmembrane protein 135. The transcript is spliced from 7 exons. NCBI's taxonomy places the organism in Eukaryota, Metazoa, Arthropoda, Insecta, Diptera, Muscidae. The record is from RefSeq and is a predicted model, not a curated record. Bases 816 to 2216 code for a protein of 466 amino acids.